AUGGCGUCCCUUUCGCUUGCACCUGUCAACAUCUUCAAAGCUGGUGCUGAUGAAGAAAGAGCAGAGACAGCUCGUCUGUCUUCCUUUAUUGGUGCCAUUGCUAUUGGAGACUUGGUAAAGAGCACUUUGGGACCCAAAGGCAUGGACAAAAUUCUUUUAAGCAGUGGACGAGAAGCCUCUCUUAUGGUGACCAAUGAUGGUGCAACUAUUCUAAAAAACAUUGGUGUUGAUAAUCCAGCAGCAAAAGUUUUAGUUGAUAUGUCACGGGUUCAGGAUGAUGAAGUUGGUGAUGGCACUACCUCUGUUACUGUUUUAGCAGCAGAAUUACUAAGGGAAGCAGAAUCUUUAAUUGCAAAAAAGAUUCAUCCGCAGACCAUCAUUGCAGGUUGGAGAGAAGCCACAAAGGCAGCAAGACAGGCUUUGUUGGAUUCUGCAGUUGAUCAUGGUUCUGAUGAAGAAAAAUUCCGCCAAGAUUUAAUGAACAUUGCAGGAACAACAUUAUCCUCAAAACUUCUUACUCAGCACAAAGAUCACUUCACUAAGUUAGCUGUAGAAGCUGUUCUCAGAUUGAAAGGCUCUGGUAAUCUGGAGGCAAUUCAUGUCAUCAAGAAGCUAGGAGGAAGUCUGGUGGAUUCCUAUUUAGAUGAAGGCUUUCUGUUGGAUAAAAAAAUUGGAGUAAAUCAACCAAAGCGAAUUGAAAAUGCUAAAAUUCUUAUUGCAAAUACUGGUAUGGAUACAGACAAAAUAAAGAUAUUUGGUUCCCGUGUAAGAGUUGAUUCUACAGCUAAGGUAGCUGAAAUAGAACAAGCAGAAAAGGAAAAAAUGAAGGAGAAAGUUGAACGUAUUCUUAAGCAUGGGAUAAAUUGCUUUAUUAACAGGCAAUUAAUUUAUAAUUAUCCUGAACAGCUCUUUGGUGCUGCUGGUGUUAUGGCUAUUGAACAUGCAGAUUUUGCAGGUGUAGAACGCCUGGCUCUUGUCACAGGUGGUGAAAUUGCCUCUACCUUUGACCACCCAGAACUUGUGAAACUUGGACAUUGCAAGCUUAUUGAGGAAGUCAUGAUUGGAGAAGACACGCUCAUUCACUUUUCCGGGGUAGCCCUUGGUGAGGCUUGCACUAUUGUUCUUCGUGGUGCCACUCAACAAAUUUUAGAUGAAGCAGAAAGAUCUUUGCAUGAUGCUCUUUGUGUUCUUGCACAAACUGUGAAGGAUUCUAGAACAGUUUAUGGAGGAGGCUGUUCAGAGAUGCUGAUGGCUAAUGCUGUGUCUCAGCUUGCCAAUAAAACACCAGGUAAAGAAGCUGUUGCAAUGGAGUCUUAUGCUAAAGCACUGAGAAUGUUGCCUACCAUAAUAGCUGACAACGCAGGCUAUGACAGUGCCGAUCUGGUGGCACAGCUCCGAGCUGCCCAUAGUGAAGGCAAUACAACUGCUGGACUGGAUAUGAAGGAAGGUACUAUUGGCGAUAUGGCAAUACUGGGCAUAACAGAAAGUUUCCAAGUGAAACGGCAAGUUCUUCUGAGUGCAGCUGAAGCAGCAGAGGUAAUUCUGCGUGUGGAUAAUAUCAUCAAAGCAGCACCAAGGAAACGUGUCCCUGAUCACCACCCUUGUUAA
This is a messenger RNA of Pipistrellus nathusii (Nathusius's pipistrelle), 1608 nucleotides long. The record is from the annotation of a GenBank genome assembly. Lineage: Eukaryota; Metazoa; Chordata; Mammalia; Chiroptera; Vespertilionidae.